AUGACAACAUUAAAAUUUAUACCAUAUUCAAGUGCAUUAGAUACAGGAUUUUGGCAUGAAUUAACACGUCGAAAACUUGAUAUUUAUCGACUUGAUUCAUCGAAUCAAUCGAUUUAUGGUUAUUAUUCAAAUGAUGCAAAUGAUAAUAUGCCAGCAUUAUUCAAUAUUGAUCAUCGAUGUUUUGAUGAAAAUAAUAAAAUUUCAAAUCAACAACAACAAUAUUCUGUAAAUGGUACUUUAAAACUUGUUAAUACAAUUGAAGAAUUUAAAACAUUUGAUAUUGAGAGUGCAUUAAAAUCUGAAAGUAGUAUUAUUGAUUUUCAUAGUGGUCAAUGUCCAGCAUCGAUACAUCCUGAUCGUGAAGAAUCAGUUCCUGAAUCAGUUUCAUGUCUUGGUAUUGUUCCACAUACAAUACGUAGUUUUCUUAGUCGAUAUUCAACUGUAUUACCAACUGGUGAAGCAUUUUCACAAUGUGUUGCUUGUUCACCUAUAGUACGUAAAGCUUUUCAAGAUGAUGGUUUUUCAUUUCUAUUAAAAGUCUUUAAUGAUUUAAAUUAUUUGGAAAAUUUAACUGGUCUACGUGCAAUGCAAUUAGCAGCUGAUCUUCAUGAAAUAAUUGAAUUGAGUGAUGAUGAAGAGAUUUAA
Messenger RNA from Rotaria sp. Silwood1, 645 nucleotides. The record is from the annotation of a GenBank genome assembly. Lineage: Eukaryota; Metazoa; Rotifera; Eurotatoria; Philodinida; Philodinidae.